Messenger RNA from Episyrphus balteatus (marmalade hoverfly), 2230 nucleotides. RefSeq lists its product as uncharacterized. The coding region runs from base 298 to 1206 and encodes 302 amino acids. The transcript is spliced from 5 exons. Gene Ontology annotation, cellular component: mitochondrion; actin cytoskeleton; clathrin-coated vesicle. The record is from RefSeq and is a predicted model, not a curated record. Gene Ontology annotation, biological process: negative regulation of apoptotic process; regulation of actin filament polymerization. Lineage: Eukaryota; Metazoa; Arthropoda; Insecta; Diptera; Syrphidae.
CCAACCACAAAAAAAUAUCCCAAAACAUGCGCAUUCCCUCAACAUUUUUUUCUAUGCAGAUGCAAGAAACCCGAGAAAAAAACGUAAUUCGUUCGAUUUCGAGAGAAUUCCGGCAGCAGGCAGCAAAAGUUUUCUGACGAGCAAGCAAAAUAAAAUAAAAAUCAAUCCUCAAUUAUUGUGCAAAAUUGCAAACAAAAAAAAAAACCCAAAACAAACUUCUUUUUUUUAUAAUUAUAUCUCCAAUUUGGUGGAAAAAGUAAAGUUUUUUUUUUAAUUUAGUUUUUUGUCCAAGUUAGAAUGGAUAUCUUGCGUAAAAUGUUUAAUAAGACCGAAAACGAAGCCAACACCGACGACCCCAAGAAUUCUUCAUUGGAAGAAAAGGACGGUUUCCGGAAGCCAAGUUGGUUCGAUGAAUCGGACACGGACGAUGAGCUCUUUGGGGACAAUCGGAAGUUCGUCUUCCAAGUCUUUACCAAUCCGAUGGAGUUGCAGAAGCAUUUCGAACACCAAAUGCAGCAAAUAAUGGAGGCUGUUAGCCAAUACGAGGAAAAUCCUCCUAAAUUUGACAAGGACCUAAAGGAAGAUUAUUUAAAGCCUGGAUUUGAGGAGCAUUUCCUCGAGGAAUUUGAAAAGCAGAAGAAAAUGUUUGAUACUGAUUUGGAUGGAGAAAUCAAAUCUAAUCAAUUACACUCUUUGUUGCAACGUGCUGUUGUUCCUGAAAUGUCCAACAUUUUGCCACGCAAUGAUAAUCGUGCAAGAAUGUUACAACCAAAGAAGAAGCUCUCGGAUGAGGAAACCAUUCUUGGCCGUAUACAUGGCACCUUGUUAGAUGACGAGACACGUCCACCGGCCAAAGGAGGCCCUGAUAUGAUCGCUCCGCCUAUAAAAACACCGUUUGGGGGCGUCUUCGAGGGGGCCUAUCAAGGUCCGAAAAUGUUCCGUCAGAGUGUUAUGGUGCAAACUGUACGCAAACCAGAUGGUUCUUAUGAAACCACCAAAGUUACCCAGGACUCGGAGGGUAAUACACAAACCCAAACAACUCGGACUAUAAAUGGAAAAUCCGAAACGGUCACUUCGUUCAGCAAGAACAACAAAAACAAUGAAAUUGUUUCGGCCCGCAAGGCCAUUGGAAAUGCAUCCUCCUAUUCGGACCGUAACAUCUAUGUGUCCAAACAAGGUUAUGCUCUACCAAUGAACCUCUGGUGACCAGUGGUCCCCAGCACCACCACCAAUAACAACAGAACCACAACAACAAUUGCAACUAUUAAUGCAUCCAUUAUAAUUGGCAAUUGCUGCAGCAACAUUAUUACCCUUUUCUUCAAAAUUAUCUUUCAAAUAUAUUACGUGUUAGUUCGUAGAGUCCUUAGUGUUUGGUGUUUUAGAUGAAACUCGUAGUCGUAGGCCCGUCCCCCUAUAUAAACAAAAAAAACGGCAACAAAGCUGUUUCUUAGUAUUUCUUGUUUGUACGCCGCGUCGCGUGCGCAUGUAAAACAACAACCAACCAUUAAACAACACAACAAAAAAACAAACAAACAAAAAAACAAAUUCUCUUUUUUUUUUGUUUUAAACAAAAGACAAAAACAAAAUUAAAAUUAAAAAAACAAAUAAUUACUCAAAUCAUUACUCGCGGCUUGCCGCACUCUCUGUCUCUCUGUUUAAAAACAAAAAAAAAAAAAUAAACUCUCUCAGGGAGAGAGAAUGUGUAGCUUUCGAAUGAAGUCAUGCUAUAGUCGGCGACCUCAGAAGUAGUGGGCUUCGAGCGGCGCUGGUUGAUGUGUAAUUAGACAAACAGAUGCGUAUUAGUUUUGGUUUAUUCUAAUGUCUGUAUGUAUUGAGUCGGUGGUCAUAAAAAAAAAAAAUGAAAAAGGAUGGAGCAGGAGGAGGUGUAUCAAAAAAAUAUUCACACAUACACCUAUAGGUGGACGAGAUAAAGAAUGACAAACAUUAUAACACCAUUAAGAACAACAACAAGAACAAAAAUCACCUUUUCGAAAAAAUUUUCAUUAAUUUUUUUUAUAAUUUUAUUGAUUAAUUUCGAAUUUAAUUUUUGUUUUGCAAUUAGUUUUUUCUUUGUCUCGAAUAUAUUUCACCUUAAAAAAAAAAAACAUAUAUAAUUAUAUACUAAAUAUAUCACAUAUACAUAUACUUUACCCUUAAGUUUAUCAAAAAAAAUUUAAAAAAAAAGUUUGAUGAGAUCAAAAAUUAAAUCAAUUUAACAAAAAAAAAACAA